GCUGCGCCGCCGUCCUGCUCGGCACGCCCGCCGCGCCAGAUCGCCGAUAGCCGGCCUGGUUCGCGAGCCGCCGCCAUGGGAAACCACCACUCGCAGACGGUGGAGCUCAACCCCACGUGGUCGCACUCGUUCCCAAGAGAGAGGGAGAAGAAACUGCUCAAGUACGGCGCCAUCCAGGACUCGGCACCCGCCCGAAAAGUGCUGCCGGAGAGGGUCCCCGGCCAGAAGCUGCGCCUCACCUCCAAUGGCAACAUUCUGCAGCAAGGUGGCACCAUCAGCGGCCGCCGACUGGCCGCGGCCCACAGCUUCAGCCCGCUGCCUGACUGUCAGCAGCCCCGGUCCCUGCAGCCGGGCAUGGGGGACGGCAGCGAGGAGCCGUCGGUCGCGCCCGACCCCCACCUCCAGAAGGGUUACGACAGCGAGCCGGACCUGCGCGAGUCGGCCGCCGAGUCGGACAGCCACCAGCCAGACCACCAGGCGCGCACGCUGGCGCGCGACCCGCCGCCGCCGGACAUGCCGCCGCCGCCCGUUCCCACCGCCAGCCAGCCGGAGCAGGGCGAGCGGCCACGGAAGCGGCUUUUCAAGCGGCACGCCGAGGGUCGCGAGGGUCGCCGGCGCCCGGGCGUGCGCUCGCCCAACUUUAAUCGCGCGCUCUCCGAGGAGCGCUGGGUGCCGGCGCAGGCGGAGGCCGAGCAGCGGCAGGCGCGCGCGCGCAGCAUCGACUGCAUCCGGGCCCAGGCGCUGGCCAGCGAGCAGGACGAGCAGACGGUCAGCUGCUCGAGCCUACCGCGACCGCGCGGCACGCAGCGCAGCUCUGCGGAGCUGGAGCGGCAGCCGGUGGCCGGCCAGGCCGGUCUGCGGGGCACCGGCGGCCGUAGCAGCAGCGAGGGGGCGCUGCAGUCGGCCGCCGGCCGCGCGCACGGCGUCACCCUCCAGCAGGCGGUCAGCACCGAGGACCACAGGAUCACCAUCACCAUCAGCUCCGGCUCCAGCGAGGGCGGCAGCAACCAGAAGGACGGCAAGCGCAACAUGUUCUACUUCGGCAUGGAGCCAUCCGGUGAGAAGCGCAGCGACGGCGACGGCAAGACCUCGGCACUCGCCAAGGUCAAGCGCAACGAGCAUGUGUCGAUCAACGGCUCCAGCGUGAGCUACCGCAAGCGCACGGCGAGCACCGGCCGCGCCAAGAGUCACAGCUCCGGCGACAGCUCCGAGUCGGCGGUGCGGCCGGAGCCGCGGCCGGCCGCCGGCGUAGCGCGCAUCCCGUCGCGCAAGCUGGCGGACUUUGUCAGCAGCCUGGAGCGUAGCCGCAAGAAGCUGCUCUCGGCCAGCCGCGACGAGAUCCUCACCAACUCGUCGGCGCUCAGCUGCAAGUCGCAGCAGUCGAGCGUGUUCGACCUGGAGCUUGACGUGGGCACGGACGAGUCCAUCUCGAUGCAUCUGCGGCCGACGCUGCCGCGCAAGCAGCUGGAGAUCCCCCGCUUCUCGCCACUGUCCGCCUGGCGCAGCCUGACGCUGGAGCAGGCGGCCGCGCGGCCGUGGCGCGGCGCCGGCGACCUGGACAUCAGCAGCGGCGGCGAGGAGGGCGUCGGGGCGCUGAAGCCGGGCCAGGCCGUGCCGUUCACGCCGCCGCAGCUCAUGUCGCGUGGCGACAUGUUCCAGGCGGCGGAGCGCGAGGACGGCGCGCGCCCGGCCAAGAGCCGGCGCGGAGAGCGCGGCCUCUCGCCGCACACCUACAACAGCCUGCGCCAGAUGAAGCGCUCCGUGUCCACGGCCAUCAACGCGCUGCGCCGCUCGCCCGCCCACUCCAUCGACGAGAACUGGCUGUUGAGUCGCAGCGUCCCGAGCUCGCUCAACGGCGGCGACGACGAGCCGGCGCCGCGGCCCAGCGAGGUGCGCUCGGACGGCGGCGGCGCCGGCCGACACGUGCUCUACCUGCCGCAGUACCACUCGCUGAAGGCGGAGCGCAGCCGCCCACGCUCGCCCACCGGCUCCAAGACGAGCCUGGCUGGCCUGAGCGGGCGCGGUGGAGAGCGGAACGAGCGGCGAAACGAGCGGCGUGACGAGCGGGACGAGCGGCGCGACGAGCGGCGAGACGGACGGGAUGAGCGACGCGACGAUUGGCGAGAUGAUCGGAACGAACGGCGAGACGAGCGGGACGAGCGGCGAGACGAGCGACGCGACGAGCGGGAUGAGCGGCGCGACGAGCGGCGCGCCACGCCCGAGAAGCCGCCACGCAACUCGCUCGCCAACGGCAAGAAGAAGUUCUCGUACCAGAGCACGGUGCGGAUGAUCGAGAAGAAGAAGCUGGAGGCGCGCCUCAGCCGGCAGGCCGAGGAGGAGGAGCAGCAGCGGCUCCGGGAGCUGCAUCUCCUCCAGCAGGUGGAGCAGCAGUUCCAGCGGAAGCGCGCCAGGGAGCACGCCGAGCUGCAGCGCAGUCAGCUGCUGGCGCAGGAGGACGAGCAGCGCUGGCCGCGCGCC
Messenger RNA from Pollicipes pollicipes, 2478 nucleotides. RefSeq lists its product as uncharacterized. NCBI's taxonomy places the organism in Eukaryota, Metazoa, Arthropoda, Thecostraca, Pollicipedomorpha, Pollicipedidae. The record is from RefSeq and is a predicted model, not a curated record. The annotation marks the transcript as partial. The transcript is spliced from 6 exons.